This is a messenger RNA of Silurus meridionalis, 2495 nucleotides long. RefSeq lists its product as uncharacterized. Lineage: Eukaryota; Metazoa; Chordata; Actinopteri; Siluriformes; Siluridae. The transcript has 4 exons. The record is from RefSeq and is a predicted model, not a curated record. Gene Ontology annotation, molecular function: DNA-binding transcription factor activity; RNA polymerase II cis-regulatory region sequence-specific DNA binding. Bases 282 to 1772 code for a protein of 496 amino acids. Gene Ontology annotation, biological process: regulation of transcription by RNA polymerase II.
UAAAGAUGAAUUUAUUUUUCUAUUUUGAGAAUUUUAUUCGUGUUAUUGUUAUCAUUUACAGUCUAUGAGACGUUAUAACACUCCAGUUAGUGCUUUAUAAGCAGCACCCGGACUCCAUGAACCACGUUGCAUGUUUACGGUAGUGACGUAAGGACACAACCGGAAGUUGAAACCCUGCGUACGUUGGAAGCCAGUGUUCACAGUGAUAUGUUAGGAUUUGUGUGUAUUUCAAGAAGAGUGAACAUAUUAGUGUGAAAUUAUAUAUACUUUUUUUUAAAAGAAUGGCCCAGUACACAUUCCAGGAGCAGCUGCUGUCCGUUAUGGAGAUUGUGGCCAAAGCGGCUACGGAGGAAAUUAACCGGCGAGUGGCCGACAGUUGUGCGGUGAUCCGCAUCGAGCUUUCCCGCAGCCAGAGGGACAUUGACGGCCUGAAACGGAAAUGCCAGGUGAUGGAGAACGAACUGAGGAAGGUACGAGGAAGAGCGAGGAGAAAAGUGUUCAUCUGCAGCUCCUCUGAGAAGAUACCUUUCCAGAGUGUGUGUGCCAGAAACACGAGUGAAAAUGCAUGCGGAGCUGAAACGCCUGUCCUUCCAGCACAGGAGGAUCCUGAAGCGUCUACACGACACGUCCACCAGAGUAUCCAGAUACUGGAGGACAGAUCUACAACAACGGCCAUUAAAGAGGAAGGAAAUGAAAAUGAUUCAUGGAUGAGGGAAGAGGCUGCAGUACAAUUUCCUUAUGGGUGUCACAGCAACACACACCAGCACCCAGCACAGGACAUAAACGUGGAACAAAACCGAUAUAGCGAAGACCUGGAGGGACAGAGGACACACCUCACACGCAUCGGUUCUCCAGUUACAAGCAACGAGGAGCAUCCGAGCCGCCUAAGACUUCAGGUAAAAACUGAAAAGGAGGAAGACGAAGAGAAGGAAGUAGCGGAAGUCAUCGUGGUCGAGGGGUCUGAGCGAAGGAGAGAAGAACCGAAUCACCCGGAAUUUGCGUAUAACAACAACAACAACAGUGACGACGCCCAAAGAACGGACAAGUCCUUCGCGUCCACUCAUCUUUCAAGCGACCUUCCGGUCUUCCCCCAGCCUGUAGAAGCGGCCAUGGAACAAUCCGGAAACGACGGCAAAACUAUCCAAAACGAGCAGAUGGAGAUGUAUGGUGUCGGACAGGUUGGUGUCCAUGAGCAAGCACAGUCAGUUUGGUGCAGGGAGAGAGCACACGAGGCAGAUCAUAUGGGACAAAGACAGAGGCAUGAUGGCUCGAGCGCACAUCAUCAGCACAGGACUUUAUCCAGACACAGUGGAGUCGGAACUGGACCGGGCAUGGGAUCUAACGUACCCCAGCAGGCGUUUUUGGGAAGAGGCCGCGGAGGAAACAGACGUUUCCGCGCUCAGUGGGUAACGAGUGUGGACGGAGAGCGGCGCUUCCGAUGCUCUUUCUGUGAGCGGACGUUUGUGCGCUUCGGCCAGCUGAAGGAACACAUGCGCAGCCAUACAGGCGAAAGGCCGUACUCGUGCAGCCAGUGCGGCCGCAGCUUCACCAAACAGGGCAAUCUGAUCCGGCACGCCGUGGUGCACAGUGGAGAGAAACCGUACCAGUGCAGCCUGUGUGGGAAAUGUUUUACUCAGCGCUCCAGCUUGAAGUCCCAUCAAAAAACACACACACCGGACAGAGACACUGUUCUGCAAGGAUUAGCGGUGCGUCAGCUGGUCAGAGAGCAACACAACAGCCUGGCUGUCACGCAAACCAGGGGUUAUGUAUAGCAACACCCACAAAUUUCAUUAUAACCAGGAUGGACAUGCCGAUAAGCACAUUCACACAUACGCCAUGUUUGCGCCAUGCUAACAUUGGCUAGGAAUUUUCUUACUCAAGGACAGACGUCUUCUAAAAGUAAUUCUUUUUGGAGAUGGACUACUGAAAGUUUGAAAAUCAUGACGUAUAGCUAAUCUAACAUUAAAAACAACAUUAGCUAGGUUAUUGUGUCCUAACAGGCCAUGCAGGUCAGAGUUCAGUCCGUUGUUGGCAUUCAUCAUUCUUGUUUUUACCCCCAAUACUUUCCCAAUGCUUUGAUUCAUCGUAUUCGUUUUGCACCAGACUCGUCCUGUUAGCAGUGCACGUUUGACUUCUGUUAUCACGACAUUCCACGUGGGACACGCUCGUGAAUUAAAGCUAGUCUGUUAAUCCGGACAUCGCCUGGCUGUGGUUUAUCUGCAGCUCUUUCACGCUAAACAAUACUCUGAAGUAAUCGGCAUGUCUUCUAGAAAUCCUUUCUGACACUGCGUUUUGUGUUGUGCAAAAACGACAAUAUUGUGGAACAUGAUUUCUCAUUACACCACUACAGUGAUCUAAGACUUGCUCGCUCACACACGUUGGCUGUAUAUCAGUUGUGUUUUUUGUAGUGUACUGAUUGAAGACAAUGUCAUAAAAUCGUAUUGUCAUGGUCAUCCAGUUCCACCAAAUACAAUAUUUUCUGAUGGUUGGUGCAA